Messenger RNA from Paramormyrops kingsleyae, 7093 nucleotides. RefSeq names its product anion exchange protein 2. Gene Ontology annotation, molecular function: solute:inorganic anion antiporter activity; monoatomic anion transmembrane transporter activity. The record is from RefSeq and is a predicted model, not a curated record. Gene Ontology annotation, biological process: transmembrane transport; regulation of intracellular pH; monoatomic anion transport. Gene Ontology annotation, cellular component: basolateral plasma membrane; plasma membrane; apical plasma membrane. Lineage: Eukaryota; Metazoa; Chordata; Actinopteri; Osteoglossiformes; Mormyridae.
CCCCCUUUCCUGCUCGGGGUCAUGGGGAUAAACGCCCUACGGCGUGGAGAAGUAGCAGCCCGGGGUUGCACAAUGCACAUCCCCGCCCAGAAGUGGGGAGCCUGAGAAGGACGUCGCAACACGUGGUUGUGGACGCGCACGUAGUUUUCCCCGAUCUGCCCCAGUGUGGGGCUUAGAACCCCCGUUAGACACGGAGAGGGCGCUUCCAGUGGCGUUCAGCUUUGCUCUGCGAUGUCUGCUGUAACCCUUCUACAGUAAGCCCACAGAGGUUAUGCUGCCCAAAAGCUGCCCGCUGCGUCUGAGUGAGAAAGAGAAGGGUUAAGGACCCCAGCUGCCACGUCCCGCGCCCUCACCGCCCACAUCACCGAAGAGCUAUGAGCGCCCCCCCACAUGCCCGCGAGCUCGAGCCGUCGGCCCCACUCCCCCGCGGUGUGCGGCGUGAGGAGGAUGACGAGGGAGACCUCAACAAGGCCCUGGGGGUAGAGAGAUUCCAACAGAUUAUCCACCCCACACCACGCGUCCGGGACGAGCACCGCACCUACAACGAGGCGGAUUUUGAAUACCACCGACACUCCUCUCACCACAUCCACCAGCCGCUAUCCAAGCACCUCCCUGCAGGGGGCAGGAAGAAGAAGAGCAGCAAGAAGAGGAAAGGGGUCGGCUCUGGCCGGAGGAGGGGCUCUGGGAGCAGCGGGGCCCCCACCAUUGAGGAAGACGAAGAAGAAGAAGAGGCGGAGGAGGAGUCCUGCAGCCAGCCUGACGUGACCCCUGAUGCAGAGCCAGACAGUCACUCGCAGGCAGUGCAGUUCUUCGUUGCAGAUGAUGACCCUUCACUCUCCACCAUCAGAGCUGCCGAGUCCACACCCCCACGCCAGGUAGACAUCGUACCCGAGUCGGCCCUGUGCAGGGGCUCGGUUCUCCUUGAGGAUGCCACAGCCACAGAUGACUCGGUGUCAACUCCGCCCCAAAGCAGAAAGGUGGCCUCCAGCUGCUCCUCGAUGCCGUCCUCACCGACCUGCCCAGCGGACUCGGGUAGCCCCCCGGGCCGCUGCACCCCCACGGGGUCCAAGGUGUCCCAAGCGGGCCGCAGCUAUGACCUUCAGGAACGGCGCCGCACGGGUAACAUGACGGCCGCUGAACAUGGCCACUAUGAGCGCAUCCCCACGGACGAGAGCGAGGCACAGAUGCUACCCACCGUGGACUUGGAUGGCAUCAAAAGCCACCGUUUCGAGGAUGUCCCUGGGGUACGGCGUCACUUGGUCAGGAAGAGCACCAAGGGUCAGGUGGUGCACAUUAGCAAGGACCACAAAGAGCCCAGCACUCGCUGCCGGAAACUGGACCGCACCCCACACGAGGUAUUUGUAGAGCUGAACGAGCUCAUCAUGGACAAGAAUCAGGAGAUGCAGUGGCGGGAGACAGCUCGAUGGAUCAAGUUUGAGGAGGAUGUGGAGGAGGAGACGGAGCGCUGGGGCAAGCCCCAUGUAGCCUCGCUCAGCUUCCGCAGCCUGCUGGAGCUGCGUAGGACCAUUGCUCAAGGGGCAGUUCUCUUGGACCUGGACCAGAAGACCCUGCCCGGCAUCGCUCACCAGGUGGUGGAGCAAAUGAUCAUCACGGACCAGAUCACGGCUGACGACCGUGCCAAUGUGCUGAGAGCACUACUGCUCAAACACAGCCACCCAAGCGACGAAAAAGACCACUCUUUCCCCAGGAACAUCUCGGCGUCCAGCUUGGGCUCCCUCAUGUCCCACUACCACAGCACCAACCACAUCCCUCCAGCAGAGCCCUCUAUUACUGAUCCACUCAUGAGCGGCAGUGCCUCUGGCUCCGAGAAUGACACCCGCGUCAAUAUUGAGAAGAACGAGAAGGAGAGUACUCCAGUACUGGGCAUGCACAGGUCCAAAUCGAAACACGAAUUGAAACUUCUGGAGAAGAUCCCAGACAAUGCAGAAGCCACAGUCGUUCUUGUUGGGUGUGUGGACUUCCUGGAUCAGCCCACCAUGGCAUUUGUGCGACUGCAAGAGGCCGUCCUCCUUGAGUCGGUCCUGGAAGUACCAGUGCCGGUCCGCUUCCUUUUCAUCCUGUUGGGCCCACCCAGCACCAACAUGGACUACCAUCAGAUCGGCCGCUCCAUCUCCACCCUCAUGUCGGACAAGUACUUCCAUGAGGCCGCCUAUCUGGCCGACGAGCGCCAGGAUCUGCUCAAUGCCAUCAACGCAUUCCUGGACUGCAGCAUCGUGCUGCCGCCAUCCGAAGUGGGGGGGGAGGAGCUGCUGCGCUCCGUGGCGCGCUUCCAGAGGGAGAUGCUGAGAAAGCGCGAGGAGCAGGAGGUCAAGCUGCUGGCCAAGGACGUGCAGAGCACCCAGGACAGGGAGGCUUUCCUCACCCCCCUCAAGCCCAGCGAUGAUCCCCUGCAGCGGACAGGACGGCCUUUCGGGGGGCUGAUUCACGACAUCUGCCGGCGUUACCCCAAGUACGUCAGUGACUUCAGGGACGCCCUGAAUCCCCAGUGUAUGGCGGCUGUCAUCUUCAUCUACUUUGCUGCCUUAUCCCCCGCUAUCACGUUUGGCGGCUUGUUGGGGGAGAAGACCAACGGGCUGAUUGGCGUAUCAGAGCUGAUCAUUGCCACAGCGAUGCAGGGCAUCCUCUUCUGCCUGCUUGGGGCACAGCCCCUCCUGGUGGUGGGCUUCUCAGGGCCCCUGCUAGUGUUUGAGGAGGCCUUCUUCUCAUUUUCCAAGGCGAAUGAGUUGGAUUAUCUGACAGGGCGAGUAUGGAUUGGCUUCUGGCUUGUUGUCAUCGUCGUGCUCAUGGUGGCUUUCGAGGGCAGCUUCCUGGUGCGAUUCGUUUCCCGCUUUACCCAGGAGAUCUUCUCCUUCCUCAUCUCCCUCAUCUUCAUUUAUGAGACGUUCUCCAAGUUGGGCAAGAUUUUUCAGGAUCAUCCUCUGCAGCCUUGUACCCUGAACAGCACAGCAGGGGGCAGCAAUAACUCUGCCACAGCCAUCACCAACGGCUCACCAGUGGCACCCGCCACUCCCCCCAGGGAGCGAGGAGAGCCCAAUACUGCCCUGCUGUCCCUGGUCCUUAUGUCAGGCACCUUCUUCAUUGCCUUUUAUUUGCGCAAGCUCAAAAAUAGUGCCUUCUUUCCUGGCAGGUUUCGCAGAGUGAUUGGUGAUUUUGGGGUUCCCAUUGCCAUCCUCAUCAUGGUCAUGGUGGACUACAGUAUCAAGGACACCUACACACAGAAACUGAGCGUGCCCAGUGGCUUCUCAGUGACCAGCCCAGAUAAGCGUGGCUGGGUGAUCAAUCCACUGGGGUCGGACGGCCAGUUUCCCAUUUGGAUGAUGGCGGCCAGUUUCCUUCCUGCUAUCCUGGUUUUCAUCCUGAUCUUCAUGGAGACACAGAUCACCACGCUGAUUGUCAGUAAGAAAGAGCGAAUGCUUGUAAAGGGUUCUGGGUUUCAUCUGGACCUGCUGAUCAUCGUAGUCCUUGGCGGCGUGUCCGCACUAUUUGGCCUGCCCUGGCUCGCGGCUGCCACUGUGCGUUCGGUCACGCAUGUCAAUGCCCUCACCGUCAUGAGCAAAGCCGUUGCCCCAGGAGACAAACCCCGCAUCCAGGAGGUCAAGGAGCAAAGGGUGACUGGGCUCCUGGUAGCCAUCCUUGUGGGCUUGUCCAUUGUCAUCGGUGACCUCCUGCGCCAGAUCCCCAUCGCUGUGCUUUUCGGCAUCUUCCUUUACAUGGGUGUGAUGUCACUCAACGGCAUCCAGCUCACUGAACGCAUGAUGUUGUUGCUGAUGCCCCCAAAGUACCAUCCUGAUCACAGCUAUGUGCGAAAGGUCCGUACCUUGCGUAUGCACCUCUUCACAGGCAUCCAGCUGAUUUGCUUGGCAGUGCUUUGGGCAGUGAUGUCAACAGUGGCCUCACUGGCCUUCCCCUUCGUCCUCAUCCUCACAGUCCCACUCAAGAUGUUCCUCUUGCCCCAAAUUUUCACUACACGUGAAAUGCAAUGCCUGGACUCAGAUGAGGCAGAGCCAACGUUUGAUGAAAAGGAGGGGCAGGACGAGUACACGGAAAUGCACAUGCCAGUGUGAGACGCCCCUCCAAUUAGGCAGUGGCAGAAGGGCAGCAGCCCAUGUACAUUUGUAAAUGUAUCACCGUUUCUGAUUUUAUAUCAUCGAACAUUUUUUUUUAACAGAAACAUGGGUUAAGGUGGCUGGCAUGGGAACCAGGUGUUGAGGUGUCACACACUAUGAGAUUCACUAUUUAAACUCCCAAGCAGUAACACAUGGUUGAGGGGUCACAGGUCACCUGUUUCCUGACAGCUUCCUCAUGGAUGCCUACACAUGACCCAUGCUAGUGUUUCCUUUGCUUUUAUUCCUCCCAUUUUCCACAUGUGGUGAUAGGUAUGAAUAAUCUCAAAAAAGCAACAUUUUUGGUCAACCGUCAUAUAUUAGCUUCUUUUUAUCUGGAAAAUCCCUGUAUUGUCUGUGGUGUCCAAGUAUCUGUCCUGUCCUUCCCAGCAUUAAACCUAGACAUGGUAUUCGGUCACAAAUGGGGGGGAUAGCUCCUACUCUGCUCUGUUGCUCUUUUGCUCACAGCUAUGUUCUGUAGUUGAAAUGUCUGCUUUCCUUUGGUUGCACCAAUGAUUUCCAGUGGCUCACUGUGCAGUCAGUUUCAGCACAAUGAUGAAAGUUGACUGUGGUUCAUUGUUUAUUAACAUCUGGCUUGUGGAGUCAGCACAGUCCAGGUUAAAGAUCACCUUGCAGGUGUUGUCUCUUGAAUAAUUCAGUGAUUAGACCAGAUGAAACAGAAGCAGAAAUUUCUCUUUUAAAAUGCCUGUGAAUGUGGUCAUUUUCAUAUUUGGAGUACAUAACGACUACGCAGAGCUUAACAUUCUCCUUACUUAAAGUAGCGUUAGGCUGACUGAUGCUGUAGUUCACCACACCAAAAAAAAGCUGCAUCUCACUGUGACUCAAAGCAGCUGUCGUUGCCUCAUACGCAGCUCCCCUUGAUCUUCUAUGAUCUACAAGUCGGUCUCCUCCAUCUCUUAUAGAACCAAAGGCUAAAUUCCACGCUGCAUCUUGUCAGACAUAUUUCUGGUCAGUCUUCGUUGUUUUGUGCGUGCAUAUCAUGAUGCCCGAGGUCCUGUUUCUUUUCUCACUGCAACUUUUCACUUGUGUUCUUUCCAAUUUGUGUUAAAUUAACCUGACAAAUUAGUGUUUUUUUUUUAUCAUAUUACUACAGUAAGUUGUGAAUUUUAACUGGGUGCCUCACCGCUAUUUUAGUCAGUGUGAGACUACUUACCUGUGAUGACUUUUUAAAAUUCUUUAUUACUUGGUUUACAUGACAAGGCUGACACCGACAUUUAAAGUUAACUGAACUGGAAGUUAUGGAGAUUCCUGGUCACUGGGGAGUUCCAGUGUUGUACGGUGGCUCUUUUGUUCUCUGUGCGAUAUUUCUUCUAAAAUGUGGAAUGAGCAGUUUGGCUGUCUGGAGUGAACAGGUACGAAGCAACUUUACAGGAGGCCUGCCAGAGGCAUGACUAGAUGCUGCAGUUUACACACAGUGUGAAAGGCGAUCCCUGUAUGAAGGAAGGAAUGGCUCUUUUUUGCUAUUAUUUCCUAUUGUGCCUUCAGCAUAUGAAACCAUUCAUCUAUUACAGCUUUACCUUUUUUAUAAAAUGAUGCAGUCCGCGUGAAUUGGGACGAACCUUUAAACAACCCCCCUUUAGCAUUUAAACUGUGUUAAACUGUGGUUGACAAAGAAUGAGAAACUACGCAAAUUCAUUUUAUGUAUAUGUGUAGCAGUGUGUCAGUAUAUUGUCCUGUUAAACAUCAUCUAUCCUACAUGUUGCACACUACAACUGGACACCAAUUUUGACUGCUUUUCAACAUUGUAUUAACAAUGGGUGGGGAUUUAUUUACAUAUUUACAUGUAUGUUCAGAUAAAUAAGUCUAUGCUUUUGAAUUGAAUAGAUGUUUUUCUAUAACACGUAGUAGAUUAAAUGAAGGCUUCCCUGCCUGUACACUGAGGGUCACCUCUAAUCUUUGGAGCCCUAGUCUCAAAGUUAGUUCAUAGUUAGUGCCACUAAAGCUAGUUGAACAGAAACCUGGAAUCGCAUUCUAUGAUCAAAUCAAAGCAGCAGGGACAAAAAGGGGACAUUCCAGGCUGCACAAGUUCAGGUUUCAUCUAAGCCACUGUUUCCCAGCCCUGUUCUUGGGGACCCCCAGACAGUCCACAUAUUAUAUCCCAGCCAAUCAAGGACUUCGAAUACCUGGUACAGGUGUGUUGGGAGCUGGGAGGGAGAAAAAAUGUGGACUGUCUAGGGGUCCCUGAAGACCGGGUUGGGAAACACUGAUCUGGUGUGUCCUGUUCAGGGGCUGAAGUAACCAGAUUACACAUGCCUGUUACAUUCUCCUGCAGUGUCACAUUCAUGGGUGUCUGUUACAUUUAGUCUGUUGUUGAAGUUGUUCUAGGGCACCCUUCCAGUUCUGAAUGAAAACACUUAAGUUCGCUGUCACAACAGGAUAUGUUUGCAAAGUACAAGGUAAAGGUUUGGCCAGCAUUUAAAUCUGUAAAUGCCUGCUUUGUAACAUUAAGACCAAGUCUAUAUGGCAUUUUCCAGAAAGGUUUGAGCCCAGUAAAGCCCAACAACAUGUUAUGUAGAGCCUUGUGUGUAAUCUCAAACCCUGUUGAGCAUUAACUUGCUUUGAGUAUCUCCUCUAUGCUCCACAAACCCGAACAUCACAUUUUAGUUCUAUGAAUUAUCUGACUAAGAAGUACCCAAAGUUGUCAAGUAUGUCUACAUCUACACAUGGUCUGCAUACCAGUGAGAAAGAUGUUUUUCAUGCUCACAAUCUGAUCAUAGCUUGGUGUACUGAAAUAUCCAUGAUUGUGGUUUUAUUUUUGAGAUAAUGAUUUAAGAACAGUAUGUAUGCUUGGUAUAAAUAUGGAGAGAAUGUCAAGAGUAUCGCAUGACCGCUGUUUUUCUUCUCUUAUGAAGUCAGCCUCCAAAAUGUGUGGUGGUGUUAUGUUGUCCUCUGUACAAAUUCUGUUCAAAUAUAUUGAUCAAAAAUUAAAUUUUAUAUUUAAAACACUG